This is a messenger RNA of Triplophysa rosa, 957 nucleotides long. RefSeq names its product von Willebrand factor A domain-containing protein 7-like. Bases 1 to 957 code for a protein of 318 amino acids. NCBI's taxonomy places the organism in Eukaryota, Metazoa, Chordata, Actinopteri, Cypriniformes, Nemacheilidae. The transcript is spliced from 6 exons. The record is from RefSeq and is a predicted model, not a curated record.
AUGUCUGUGAGAAUGAGGAGCACAUUUCUCCUGCUGUGUCUUCUGACUGUCGUUCACACCUUUGGGAUUUUGAGAAAGGACAAGUCCAGGAAUCAUCAAGAGAUCACAAGAACGGCUGUUCUACGUGCUACUGCAACAACCUGCGUGGAAACUGAAGGGUUCACAAUGCCAAAACCACUGAACAUGAAGACACUGGCAGAAGCCUGCGGAAAAAUGAAAUAUGAAGAUCAUUUUGAAAAAGCUAUUAGAGUUAUCUGCUACUACAACGUGAAAACAGACCUUCUUUCAGAUCCAGAAUACCAUUUUAACAAUGAGAAAUUUAAGAUGGGGAGAAAACUCAUAACUGAUGGAAUAACCAAAAUCACCGGACAAGUGAUGAGUCAGAGUUUUGAUGACGCAAGAGAGACGCUCGGAGAAAUUCUGCACACUUUACAGGAUUUCUACAGUCACAGUAACUGGAUAGAGCUGGGAAACACCUCACCAUACACUGCUCUCAUCAAUCCAGACGAAGAGUUAAAGAACAUUGCAGAUGAACUCCAAGAAACCUGUGAGAAAGAUUGUGUAAAAAAGACUUGUAGGGCAUCCCUUAAGGAAGACAUUAUUAAUAACAAGAUUCUGACGUCAGGAUACUUUGGCUCAAAGAAACCAGCAGGAAAGUGCAGUCAUGGAGGUGGUUUAGACUUAACAACUGGCUUUGGCAAAAGCUGGAACGGGAUAAACAAGGAUUCCAGAGACUCCAGUCACGGUUCACUACACAAGAAAGCUGCAGUUGUUGCUAUUGAAGCCAGCGUGAAGCUGCUGGAGAACAUUCGGGACAAGAUCAACAACCCCAACAGCUUUCUCAGACUGGUGGGGCUUCAUGAGGAAAAGCCGAAGGGAAGUUUGAAAACUCUUCUGUUUUCUGCUUUUAAAGACAGAUAUCCAGAUGCUAGUGAGGGCGCUGAAUUUGACGACUGA